CUCUCCCUCUCUCUUCCGCCCUCCCUCCCCGUUACUUCCUCCAUGGAUGUCCUCAAUUUUCUCAAAUUUUGGAGGCGUGAGGCCAUGCCAGCAACCUCCACCUCUGACCCUCGUUUAGGUGUGGAACCAGAUGAUGGGUCUGAAGAAGAUGACUCCUUCUUCGAUUUGGAGUUUACUGUUUGCGCACAUGAUAACAGCAUCAGCAAAAUCAACCUCAACCCAGAGGACAAGAUACGAGAAGGGAAAGAGUUUGAAUCUGGUAAUGAUCAAGUUUCGAGGAAACUCAUGUCUCUCCCGCCUAACGAGUCUAUCUCCAAGAGAAAAAUCCUCCCAAUCGAGCCUGUUUCUAAGCCUCAAUCUCCCAUUGCCCUCCUCAAGUCUGCUCCCAGCUUCAGAAUCCUCAUGUUCAAGAAGAACAAGGAAAUGUCGGCUAGCAAAACAGAGGAAAUGGAGGAUUCCCCGUUUUCUCCUUCGCUUAGCAGAAGUGCUAGUACCUCGAGAAGCCAUGGAAGCAGAUCGGAGAGGUUCUCAAAGGAGGUAUUGAACAAGUACCUGAAGCUGAUAAAGCCCCUGUAUGUGAAGAUUUCAGGUAGGAACGGCGAGAAGGUGAAGCUCUCUGGGGAUAUAUUCUCUGCUUCAACUACGUCGUCUCCUUCCGUCGCCUCUGUUUCUUUGAAAAGAGAGAAACAGCGGAAUAUUCCCACAGGGAUUCGGGGUGCGUCUAAGCAUCUGGGGAAGAGCAAAUCGGCGUCCACGAUCACCGGGAUCGGGUCUCCGGCGAGAAAGAGCGAUGAUACACUGCAGCUGCAAUACGAUGGGAUUCAGAGCGCCAUUCUUCACUGCAAGAGAUCGUUCAACUCCAGAGACUAUGCUUCCACCAUCACCCAGUCUGAAGAGAAAUCAACUUGCUCAAGGAGGAAUGAGAGAAGCGUCCAGUGGUCUGAUUUUCUCGAGAAAAAUCACGAGAAGCAGAGAGAAAAUAAGGGGCCGUAACUUUUUUUUUGCUUUGUAAAGAAAAGGAAAUGAGAUAGAAUAGGCUGUGAUGUUGUUGUUUAGGGACGAUUAUUAGUGUUUAUAGGCUACCCUGCUGGUCAGUGUAAACUUGAUUGAUGGGUCAUAUAAUGAAAUUGAAAGCUUGCUUCUGAUUCUUCUCAUCA
This is a messenger RNA of Neltuma alba, 1157 nucleotides long. Its product is annotated as probable membrane-associated kinase regulator 5. Gene Ontology annotation, cellular component: plasma membrane. Bases 43 to 993 code for a protein of 316 amino acids. The transcript is spliced from 2 exons. NCBI's taxonomy places the organism in Eukaryota, Viridiplantae, Streptophyta, Magnoliopsida, Fabales, Fabaceae. The record is from RefSeq and is a predicted model, not a curated record.